Messenger RNA from Zingiber officinale, 1879 nucleotides. RefSeq names its product probable monogalactosyldiacylglycerol synthase 3, chloroplastic. Bases 168 to 1595 code for a protein of 475 amino acids. The transcript has 8 exons. Gene Ontology annotation, biological process: glycolipid biosynthetic process. Gene Ontology annotation, molecular function: hexosyltransferase activity. The record is from RefSeq and is a predicted model, not a curated record. NCBI's taxonomy places the organism in Eukaryota, Viridiplantae, Streptophyta, Magnoliopsida, Zingiberales, Zingiberaceae.
ACGACAAUAAUUUCAGUGUAUCCGCUUUUCCAGCUUGGUCGCUGUCGAGCUCCACGCCUCCAACCAACGCCAAUAAUUUGUCGACCGAACCUCCUUCGAUCCCCUCCGCCGAUCCCACUUCUCGUGUGCCCAACGGUGCUGCUCUCUUUGCUGCUCAGCGUAUACCCAUGGCGGCGUCGGUGGCGCCGCCACGGCGGACGAUCGGGGAGGUGGUGAUACAGUCCGUGCUCGCUUACCAGGCCCAGCAACAGCAGAGGCGGAAGCAGAAGAGCCUCUCGUGGGGCGGCAACGAGGGAAGUGGCAGCAGUAUCGGGGGCGACGACGGAGACGUCGGUUUCUGGGAGGAGGAGGAAGGCACCAUGGAGAUGGCCCAGAUCGGGGCCGAUCGGGCCAAGAACGUGCUCAUCCUGAUGAGCGACACCGGAGGAGGGCACCGAGCUUCCGCCGAAGCCAUCCGCGACGCGUUUCGGAUUGAAUACGGAGAUGAGUACAAGGUCCUCGUGAAGGAUUUGUUUAUGGAGCACGCCGGAUGGCCUCUUAAUGACAUGGAGAGGUCCUAUAAGUUCUUGGUUAAGCACGCCCAGCUCUGGAAGGUAGCCUUUCACAGUACGUCUCCUCGUUGGGUUCAUAAUCUCUAUCUGGCCGCCAUUGGAUCCUUCUAUGCUAAGAAGGUGGAAGCUGGUUUGAAGAAGUAUAAGCCUGAUAUAAUUAUCAGUGUCCAUCCCCUCAUGCAGCACAUCCCUUUGUGGGUGCUGAAAUGGCAGAACCUUCAGAAGAAAGUUGUUUUUAUUACCGUAAUUACAGACCUCAACACUUGCCACCCCACCUGGUUCCAUGUUGGUGUCAAUAGAUGCUAUUGCCCUUCUGAGGAAGUUGCAAAGAGGGCUUCUCUGGAUGGCCUAGAACCUUGGCAAAUCCGGGUAUUUGGUUUGCCAAUUCGACCUUCCUUUUGUCAUGCAGUUCUAGUCAAGGGUGAAUUGAGACAAGAACUUGAGAUGAAUCCUGAGCUUCCUGCAGUCCUACUCAUGGGAGGGGGUGAGGGAAUGGGACCAGUUAAGAAGACAGCAAAGGCCCUUGGUGAAUCACUAUUCAACAAAGAGCAUGGUGAACCGAUCGGGCAACUAGUUGUCAUUUGUGGCCGAAAUCAAACUUUAAGAGAUGCACUACAAGAUAUGCAGUGGAAGAUACCUGUGAAGGUAAAUGGAUUUGUAACACAAAUGGAGAAAUGGAUGGGAGCUUGUGAUUGCAUUAUAACAAAAGCUGGACCUGGUACAAUUGCUGAGGCUUUGAUAAGGGGUCUUCCUAUUAUCCUAAAUGAUUUUAUUCCUGGACAGGAGGUUGGCAAUGUCCCUUACGUUGUCGAGAAUGGAGCUGGGGUAUUCUCCAAAAGCUCAAAGCAAACAGCUACCCUUGUUGCUCGCUGGUUCAGUUCUGAGUCAGAGGAGCUGAAGAAAAUGUCAGAAAAUGCCCUGAAACUGGCUCAACCUGAUGCUGUUUUCGACAUCAUAAGGGACAUCCAUGAACUGGCUCAGCAGCAAGGGCCUUUGUCCCAAAUCUCGGAAUCCCUGACGUCGUCCUUCAUACAGCCAGUGUGAUGUUCGUUGAUUGAUACAUGCCGACCAACUUGUGUUCUCCAAAUUGCUGCUGCUCGACUCUUGUACAGCAACUGUUCAAUUUUUGCCUUCAAAGCAGGUUUACUUGCCCUGUGCUGAAUCGGCUUUAAGUUCCCUGAUUGUUUAUCCUUGAGUUGUUUUAGGACAGACUCUCUUCUUCUGACUAAUUUGCAUGCUAUUUAUUUCUUAAAUUGCAUCAACAAAGAUGCUCGUGUAAAUGUAUCAUUGGGUUUUAUGCUAUUUAUUUGAUUAUUUCAUUCAUGACA